This is a messenger RNA of Trichomonas vaginalis G3, 1782 nucleotides long. RefSeq lists its product as uncharacterized. The coding region runs from base 1 to 1782 and encodes 593 amino acids. The transcript has a single exon. The record is from RefSeq and is a predicted model, not a curated record. NCBI's taxonomy places the organism in Eukaryota, Parabasalia, Trichomonadida, Trichomonadidae.
AUGCUGUUUCCUCUCAACAAAGAUGGCGAAGAGAAAAAUGUCGGAAUUUUCGAAUUAUACAACAGACAGCAGAGACAAAAGAAGCAUAGAUUGACAAAAUACUCAUCAGAAACAAAUGUCACUCGUGAGAAAAGUCGCCAUAUCGAUCUGAAAGACUCAAAACUCGCGAUUUCUUUCAUCGGAGCAAAUGAAUUUUUGCAUCCUCAGAAUUUUGGAUUGAUGUCGCCUUUUGUAUCAACAUCAACUUCAAAUUCUGGUGAGACAAGUGAAAAUUCAGACUCUUUCACAGACAGUUCUUUGAUUUGCAACAACAAAUGCGUUGCAACAGAAUCACUUGAUAAUUUAGAAAUCGUUUCCGCUGCAACAAAAAUUGCAAAGUUUGAGAAAAAGUAUUUUUUGGCAAAUUUAUUACCGAUUGUAGUUCUUCCAUGGAUUGCAACAUUUGUCAUCAUUGCAUACGCUCGUGUAAUAACAAAGUUCUCCCAUGAAGUAAAUAUCGAACGAUUGAAUGCGAUAAAUAUGAAAUUUGCCAAAGUUCAAAGAAUCAUUCGAAAAGUGAACAAAUCUUUGUACGAAAUCGAGAAUCCUUGGGACGGAGAAAACAAACCAAUGAAUAUUACUUUGUCAGAAUUUGGUUUCAAUGAAAUAGUUACGUACAAAAAUCUUCCUCAUGCACUGAAUAUUUUUAUCAAACUUAAUUCAGAAAUCAUGGAAGAUAUCGAUCAGAUAUCAUUGUUACCAAUGAAUGGAUCGAUUGCAUUCACCGUUUAUUCCAUAGUCUUCUUCAUCUUAAUGAGUUAUGGCGUUUGGAAGAUAGAUAUUAAAUGUUCUGUCGGUUUUGAUUCUCUGUUUCAUUUUCCGAUCGGUUUUGUCGAAGAAAUGAACAAACCACCAGAUUUAGGGCCUCCUCUGAGACUUGCAGGAAACGUUUUGGAGCUGAAUAUCAAUAUAUACACUGGAUUCAUCAAUUAUGUCUCUUCCAAUUCCCCGCAAAUCAUUGGUUUGGAACCAAUCGAUAUAAUUGGUCGAAAAUACGACGAAGUAUUCGUGAAAGACAACAAUGAAAAUAGAAUAUUCACGUAUCCGCAAACGAGGAAAACAAAGAAGUUUAUUGAAUGCAGAUACAACAAAAAGCAUGUGACUUAUAUUGCUUUGUACGAUCGAAAUAAUGAUUCACAGAGCUUUGAAAAUCUCUUGAAAUCAAUGGUUUACUAUGUUCCAUCAAAGAUAUCGAAGAACUUUGUUGAUGGAGGUGUAAGCCAUUACCAGAUGAAAAAGUGUUUCAUUAUUUUAGUCCAUUUCGAUAAUGAAUUCUGCAAUUCUCAAACUGAUCAUGUUUUCUCUCAUUUAUUCAACUGUUUGCAAUGUUUCUCAACUGUAAAUAUAUUGCGCGUUGAAGGAUCUUGCAUAUACUUCAUAGUAGAUGGUAAUGAAGCAUCAGUUCCUUUGUUGUUCAUAAGAGAUGUCAUUUUUGGAUUCAAGGUAUCAAAUAAAUCUCAAAAAAAUGACCUCGAAAAAAUGUUUUUGUCUAUUGUAAUUACAAAAUCAGAUUUUGUCGCAGAUAUCAAUUAUAGCUGUGAACCUUAUGUUCACGUAAAUUACAGCCAUUGUAAUUUAUGCCACUCACUUUGUUUUUCAUCUCCUUUACAUAGUGUUGUUUUCCUCGGAAAUUGCAUUGAUUUAUCUCCGUUUGAUAUCAGUAAAAAGACAACGAAGUUAUCAGGAAACAGCACUGCUGUGCCCUUUAGUUUAUUUAACGAUAUUGUUAAUUGUUUAUAUUAA